GGAGCGGAGCGGAGGUUUCGCUUCGCUGCCGCCGCGGAGGGGAAGGGGAAAUCGGGCAGAAAGCAGCGGGAAAAGGCGUUCGAGCCGUAAUUCCAAUAGAAAACGGAGUUGUCCUUCAUAUUUCUCCAGUUAAUGCGGAGAGGAACGGAGGAUUCGUCCCACUGCCCUCCAUGCGAGGAAACCGGGGCAGCCGCACCGGGAAAAGACUUUUUUUGGCUUUAAAUCUAAUAGAAAACGAGCUGCUGUUUGUUCUUCUGUUUGUUCCCACUCAGUGCUGGGCGACGUCCCUUUGCUUUGCCCCGUUUUUCAUCCCCCCAACGCUGUGGGAUCCGUGCCAGGACCCAACGCAGCGCCGUCCCCGCAUUCAUUGACCCCUGGCUUUAAUCCGAUUUCGGCUAUGAAUAGCAGCCGGGAGCGGCGGGGGGAGGGAAGCGCGGAGGGCUGUGUGUCUCAUCCCGCCCCGUUUGGACACUCGCUGCUCCGCACAUCCCCCAUUGGGAUCCGCCACCCUCCCUCCCCCCCUCUUUCCCCCCGCCAUGGCUUCUCUGUUCGCUGGGAAAGUAUUGAUCGUCAACAACAGGGACCGGGAUGAAGUGGAGACGGAGAGGGAGCUGUGUUUGGCCCUGGAGAACAGAGUGAUGCUGCUGUAUUUCGGGGCGGCUGAAUGCCCGCAGUGCCGGAGUUUCGUGCCACGGCUGAAGGAUUUCUUUGUGAGGUUGACAGAUGAGUUCUACGUGGAGCGGGCAUCGCAGCUGUGUUUGGUGUACGUGUCCCGAGACGCCACCGCGCAGCAGCAGGAGGCCUUCCUGAAGUCCAUGCCCAAGAGGUGGCUGUCGUUACCCUUCGGGGAUGAGUUCAAGAGGGAACUGGAGCUGCGCUUUGCGGUGUCUGAGGUGCCCAGGGUGGUGGUGUUGAAACCCAACGGGGACGUCAUCGUCGGGAACGCCGUGGAUGAGAUCACCAGCAUGGGUCCUGCCUGCUUCCAGAACUGGCAGGAGGCAGCUGAGCUGGUGGACAGGAAUUUCAGACUGGCUGAGGAUUUUGAUGACUGUGCCAGGAGGAGCAUCAGCGACCCCUUCCGGCGCCUCAAGUACAAACUGGGCAAGGGGGAGAAAUCCAGGAGUGAAGAGCAGAAAGAGGAUGGUGAUGAGUCCUCGUAGGGACGUCUGGGACCGACUCGGGUCACCUGGGGACAUCCCUUGGGUUGUUGUCCCAACGUGAUUGAUUGGGCAAGAGGGAGGAAUCCA
This is a messenger RNA of Tympanuchus pallidicinctus (lesser prairie-chicken), 1247 nucleotides long. RefSeq names its product nucleoredoxin like 1 (gene NXNL1). Lineage: Eukaryota; Metazoa; Chordata; Aves; Galliformes; Phasianidae. The coding region runs from base 537 to 1160 and encodes 207 amino acids. Gene Ontology annotation, biological process: photoreceptor cell maintenance. Gene Ontology annotation, cellular component: mitochondrion. The transcript is spliced from 2 exons. The record is from RefSeq and is a predicted model, not a curated record.